Messenger RNA from Pyrenophora tritici-repentis Pt-1C-BFP, 1770 nucleotides. Its product is annotated as PAS-3 multi-domain protein. NCBI's taxonomy places the organism in Eukaryota, Fungi, Ascomycota, Dothideomycetes, Pleosporales, Pleosporaceae. The record is from RefSeq and is a predicted model, not a curated record. Gene Ontology annotation, molecular function: protein binding.
AUGGACACCACCUUCAUCACCAUCCACGACCUCUCCGACGAUGCCCACAUCCUGUACUCGUCCGAUUCCAUUGUCGACAUCCUCGGCCAUACGCCUGAUGAGGUCGUCAACAGGUCCGUGUGGCAGUUCUUCCACCCCGAAGAGCUCCCGCUGGCGAGAGAGCAGCACAGUCGCGGUGUCAGGCUCGACAAGGCCGCCGUCCUGUCCUACUGUCGUCUGAGGAACCGCCAAGGCGACUGGGUUGGCUGCGAAUGCUGCUUUUCCGUCGUUUACGAUGUGCUCGUAUGCUGCACCAGCAUCUACCGUCAUGGCAUGCAGAGCCAAAAGCGCGCGGUUGAAGCUCCCAUAGUCCGCAAGCUGUUCGCCUCAUCUCCGAAGGACCCGCGCUACCAUAUGUUGUCGCAUCUAUCCUCCAAAUUUGACCUUGGCCCAGAGGAACAGACCCAUGAGCCCCGUGCUGCCCUCUUUCUCAACAGAUUCACGCGUACUUUGACUGUCAUGUAUGCUACCAGCGGCAUCGAACAGAUCAUUGGUAUUUCAGGAGAGGCUAUGAAGGGAAAGAGCUUCUACUACUGCAUUGCCCCAAACUGUCUUGAGGAUGCAGUCCGCUGUCUCGAGUCUGCCAAGGGCAACGACUCCAUUGCUUACAUGCGCUUCUUCUUCCGCGAUCCCCGCGACGAAGGGCCUGAGACUACCUCCUCCGAGGCUGAAAGUGAGGACGACAUUAUGACUGAUGUUACAGGCUCCGAUGAUGAGUCCGAGGGCGGCGUAGGUCUCAGCCGCCCUUCCACCACAGAUGGUACACCUAGCUCCAGGCAGCACUCGAACCCAAAUCAUCGCGCUGGUGGCAGUGAGGAGUCAUUUGCAACGCGUGCAAACUCGGGAGACAGCAACAACCGUGGACGUAACCAUGGAGCCAUGUUCGGUGGGUCGGCGGCCCGCUCAGACAUCUCGUCCGUGAGCUCGCCCCGUUCCGAAUUCCGGGACGAACCAAUUGAACUCGAAGCUGUCAUCUCAUGCACCUCGGAUGGUUUGGUCGUAUGUCUGCGUCGCGCUCGCCCAAUGCUACCAGGUACCAUUCCCAUGGCCCAACCUGCGCAGCAAUACAACGGCAUCUUCGCCGCUCCCUGGGCCACCCAGCCCGUCUUCCACCCCGCCCCGCCGCAGAUGCCUCAAUACCCACUGGGUGCCCGGCAUCCCGCCAUGGUGCACGCUGGACCUUCUUUGGACUUCCAAAACAGCUUCAUGCAGAGCAUUCGCGAUGUCGCCGUCUUUGCUUGGGCACUUACUGGCAUCAACGGCAGCCUUGUCGAUUAUGCUCGUGGUAAGCCAGUAGGUGAGAGUCAGCCUCCAGAAGGCUUCCCAGUCUGGAACCCUUUACCGAACCCAGCUUCCUUUGGUAAACAACAUUCCGCCGCACCUUCGGGUUACGUUUCCGGGUCCAAUAGCUCCUCAAGCAACGACCCCUUUGGAUUCGGUGACCCAGGUCUCCGUUGAGGUUCUGAGCUUACGCAUCUAGUGAACCCGGCACGAAAUGGGUUAUGACGCAGGUGCAACAUCACCAACACUACCGGAUCCAAUCUUCUACCGGUCAGGAAGUGUACUAGGCUAUCAUGCCAAAAGGAGUUAUGAUGAUGCGAUGCUGUUGCCAAUUUAUGAUUUCAUGCAAGCGAUAGCGGAUAUACCAAGCCAAAGGGGCUAUGUAAUGACGAUAAUGGUGAAUUUGGUUGGGCCAUUCCGCUCUUUCAAUUCAGCUGUAACAGAAAAAAA